Scylla paramamosain (green mud crab) is the source of this 1599-nucleotide messenger RNA. Its product is annotated as glycine N-methyltransferase-like. Gene Ontology annotation, biological process: one-carbon metabolic process; S-adenosylmethionine metabolic process; protein homotetramerization. Gene Ontology annotation, cellular component: cytosol. Bases 279 to 1196 code for a protein of 305 amino acids. The transcript is spliced from 7 exons. Lineage: Eukaryota; Metazoa; Arthropoda; Malacostraca; Decapoda; Portunidae. The record is from RefSeq and is a predicted model, not a curated record. Gene Ontology annotation, molecular function: glycine N-methyltransferase activity; identical protein binding; S-adenosyl-L-methionine binding.
GCAGCUGAGGGAAUCAGUCGUCAGCUGAUGCGGCGACACGCGUACACCUACAAGUGGUCGGGUGGACCAGUGUGGCAGAUUGUGACAGAUAAAAGCAGAUAACGUACAAGUACACGAAAAGUUUACUAAGGAGUUCUAACCAGAAAUAAGCGGUUAUAUCGUGAUCUUAAAUGUACCCAGCGUUGCUCAAGAUUCAACACAACGCACUACAACCCAACAACAGGCAGGUGUAGCCCAGCUGCUGACAACUGCCACACCGCUACCACACCACCACAAAGAUGACUGACAACAGAGUGUAUCGCACCCGAACCCUUGGCAUCCCAGCUGAAGGUUUGAAGGACCAGUACGCUGAUGGCACAGCAGCCAAACUCUGGGAAGUUUACAUCGGUGACAAAAACCAGCGGACGCAAGUGUAUCGCAAUUUCAUUGUUCAGCUUCUGCGGAAACAGAAUUGCCACAACAUUCUGGAUGUGGCAUGUGGCACUGGGGUGGACAGCAUAAUGCUAUUGGAAGAAGGAUUUCAGGUAACCAGCGUGGAUCUGUCAGACAAGAUGCUCAAGUAUGCACUGAAGACAAGGUGGCAGCGUAGAAAAGAAACAGCCUUUGACAACUGGGUUAUUGAAGAAGCCAACUGGCUGACACUCCCUGAUGACAUUGAGGGUCAAGGAACAUUUGAUGCAGUUGUUUGCCUUGGAAAUUCUUUUGCUCACUUGCCAGAUCUCUCAGGAGACCAGUCUGAGCACAGACUGGCACUCCAUAACUUUGCUGAGAUGGUCAAGCCUGGUGGAAUCUUAGUCAUUGAUCACCGCAACUAUGACUACAUCGUUGAUACGGGUUCUGCGCCUUCACAAAAUAUCUACUAUAAUAGUAAGCACAUCUUGGAUAUCAAGACAUCAGUUCUCUACGUCAAUGGCAAGGCAUCAUUAGUCACUUUGGACUACCUCAUGGACACAGGAGGAGCCGAGACACGGGAUGACACAGACUCUGACAUUGCAAAGAAGGGACGGAUUGAAGGACAAAAGAAAAGCAACUUCCGCCUGUCUUACUUUCCUCAUCGCGUUGCCCCAUUCAGCAAACUUCUCCAAGAGGCAUUUGGUGAAGGGGCAAAACAGUCAGUUUAUGGAGACUUUAAGGCCAUCGGGGAGAUUGAUGAUCCAGCAUUUUACGUCCAUGUUAUCAUGAAGCCUCUGAAGUAGUCUUGGUGAUGUGAUGUGUGAGAGAGAGAGAGAGAGAGAGAGAGAGAGAGAGAGAGAGAGAGAGAGAGGUGGUGUUGUGGCUUGGCAGAGAAGGUUGCAGGCAAGGUUGUGAUGUCUGUAUGGUAUGGACUGUGGCUUCUUAUCUCCUAACCCAAUCAUGUAAAUUGUCACCACUUCUAACGAAAUUCUCUCUACUAUUUUUCUGUAUUACCAAGUCAAGUUGUGAUUGCUUUGUCUUGUCAGUUCAGUUUCCUAGUCUUUCAUUUGAUUCCAUUGCUUAUAGAAGCAGCAGUGGCAGCCAUUUUGUUUGAGUACUUAAGCAUAACAUGUCUGGAAGGGUUCUCUUCUCAGUUUUUUUUUAUUUGAAAUCUUUAAAAAAAUAUCAAUACAGUUAUCCAGAUUU